CUCCGACUCCGACUCCGACUCCGGUCUGUCUCCCACCCGGCAGCUCUCCUCUUGCUCGCUCGCGUUCUCUCUCUCCUACUCUCCUAUGCUUCAGUGUUCGUUCGAACACGGCCCGGUACGGUUCUGUCGCCCCGGUGCGAGGCAAGGAUCCUCUUCGUGAUGGGAGCUCGCUGCUGCCGCGGUGGUGUCGGCGGCUGCCCCCGAUAGCCGAUCGCCUAGACGGUAGACGGUAGACAGCCAGUAGUGCCACGCCGAUGUCGCUGGCCUCGACAGGGUGACACGCGCUCGUUCGUUCGUCCGUUCGCUCGUUCGCUCGCCGGUGUUCCUUUUCAUGGUAGUGUUGUCUUCGGGAUCGUCGUCGGGUGAGAGAAGAACACCUUAUCCUCUGUAAACGUGCGUCGAGAACACCGAGUAAACCGUGUGUGCCGAGAGAGCGACAGAGAGAGAGAGAGAGAGAGAGAGAGAGAGAGAGAGAGAAAGAGAGAGAGAGAGAGAGAGAGAGAGAGAGAGAGAGAAAGUGCGUGCGCCGGGGUGGUUCGUAGAGGUGCGACAGUCGAUGGGGAAGAAGCGGUGCCGCUGAAGGAGGAUCCGCGAAGGAGCAGCAAGGCAAGCCCGCGAUUCGGCUCGGCGCCGGCGAACGAGUGAGAAAAAUGUCCCGCAACUACACGGUCCGUUGCGAGCCCGGGCUGGUCGUGCCGCUGUGGAGCCCGGUGGAGAAUCUGUAUCUGUCGGACGUGAUAAUCCGCGGCUCGGUGUACUUUCUGCUGCUGUUGUACCUGUUCAUCGGCGUGUCGAUCAUCAGCGACCGGUUCAUGGCGGCGAUCGAGGUGAUCACGUCGAAGGAGAAGGAGCUGGUGGUGCGCCGGCAGGGCAAGGAGCCGCAGAUCGUGGUGGUCCGGGUGUGGAACGAGACGGUGGCGAACCUGACGCUGAUGGCGCUCGGCAGCAGCGCGCCCGAGAUCCUGCUGUCGAUCAUCGAGAUCUGGGCGAAGAACUUCCAGGCGGGCGAGCUCGGGCCCGGCACCAUCGUCGGCUCGGCCGCCUACAACCUGUUCGUGAUCAUCUCGCUGUGCGUGUUCGUGAUCCCGAACGGCGAGACCCGGAAGAUCAAGCAUCUGCGGGUGUUCUUCGUCACCGCGACCUGGAGCAUCUUCGCCUACGUCUGGCUCUAUCUGAUCUUAGCCGUGUCCAGCCCCGGCGUUCUCGAGGUUUGGGAGGGCGUGCUGACCUUCUCGUUCUUCCCGGCGACCGUGCUGACCGCCUACGUGGCCGACAGACGGCUGCUGAUCUACAAGUACCUGCACAAGGGCUACCGGAUGAACAAGCGGGGCGUGAUCGUGCAGGCGGAGGCCGGCGACUCCGACGGCGGGGUGGAGCUCGAGAUCAAGCCGCAGCAGGACGGUUUCCACAACAUGAUGGACGGCGACACGGCCGAGGCGAAGGAGUUCGAGCAGACACGCCGCGACUACAUCAAGACCCUGAGGGCGUUGCGCAAGAAGUUCCCGACGCAGCCGCUCGAGCAGCUCGAGGUGAUGGCCCACGAGGAGGUGCUCGGUAAGGGCCCGAAGAGCAGGGCGUUCUACAGGGUCCAGGCGACCAGGAAGAUGGUCGGUGCCGGGAAUCUCAGCAAGAAGAUCAGCGAGCGGGCCCAGAGCGAUCUCAGCGAGGUGAAGGCCGAGCUGCAGCGGCAGGAGGCCGAGAGCGUCGACAUCGAUAACGUGAACGCCAUGAGGAUCUUCUUCGAGCCGGGACACUACACCGUCAUGGAGAACGUCGGCACCUUCGAGGUAGGCGUCACCAGGCUCGGCGGCGAUCUGUCCAAGCCCUGCUCCGUCGACUAUUGCACCGAGGACGGCUCCGCCGAGGCCGGCUCCGACUACAUCAGCGCCAAGGGCACCCUCACCUUCGACCCCGGCGAGACCAAGAAGACCAUCAAGCUGUCCGUCAUCGACGACGAGCUCUUCGAAGAGGACGAACACUUCUACGUCAGGUUGAGCAACGCGACGCAGCCGGCGAUGCUGGUCUCGCCGAGCCUGGCGACAGUGAUGAUCCUCGACGACGACCACAGCGGUGUGUUCGGGUUCCCCGAGAGGGACGUGGAGUUGGUGGAAAGCGUGGGACAGUUUUCUCUGCGAGUAGUGAGGUACAGCGGCGCCAGGGGACGGGUGGUCGUCCCGUAUCGCACCGUCGAAGGAACAGCGAAGCCCGGCAAACAGUAUCUGCACACGGACGGCUCGCUCACCUUCGAGGACAACCAGACCGAAAAGGUGCUGAACCUGUCGAUAAUCGAGGAGGACUCGUACGAGAAGGACGCGCUGUUCUACGUAGAGCUCGGCGAGCCGCAGCUGCAAGGAGGAUCCGAGGCAGGGAUCGCAGUCGCGGCGGAAAUGAAGCAGCCGGAAGAGAGAACCGCCGAAGAGAAGAUGGCGCUCCUCGGUAAACCGAAGCUGGGCGAGGUGUCUCGGGCACAGAUCAGGAUCAAAGAAUCGAAGGAGUUCAAGAACACCGUUGACAAGCUGGUCCAGAGGGCGAACGCUUCUAUACUGCUCGGGACCAGUUCAUGGCGAGAACAGUUCACGGAGGCGUUGACCGUGAGCGGAGGGGACGAGGAGGACGCCGAGGGUGCCGGCGAGGCAGCGGCUCCAUCCACCAUGGACUAUCUGAUGCACUCCGUCACGAUAUUCUGGAAGGUGUUGUUCGCGUUCGUUCCACCGACGGACAUCGCGGGCGGCUACCUGUGCUUCGUCGUGAGCAUAUUAGGCAUCGGCGUGGUGACGGCGGUAAUCGGGGACGUGGCAUCCUACUUCGGCUGCACUCUGGGAAUCAAGGAUUCCGUGACCGCAGUGGCAUUCGUCGCACUCGGCACCAGCAUCCCCGACACGUUCGCGAGCAAGGUGGCCGCCUGCCAGGACAAGUACGCCGACGCGAGCGUGGGAAACGUGACCGGAAGUAACGCGGUGAACGUCUUCCUGGGGAUCGGCAUCGCGUGGAGCAUCGCAGCCAUUUACCAUGCCUGCCACGGCGAGCAGUUCGAAGUGGAACCCGGCAACCUGGCGUUCUCCGUGACGUUGUUCUGCACGGAAGCCUGUUUGGUGAUCCUGGUUCUGCUGCUGAGGCGGACGAAGAGCAUCGGCGGCGAGCUCGGCGGGCCUUUUGUACCGAAAGUGGUCACAUCCGUGAUCCUGUUCUGCCUGUGGGUAUUCUACCUCGUGAUGUCGACCCUGGAGGCCUACGGCGUGAUCGAGGGCUUCUAAAGCAGCUCGAGAAAACCGCGGAAACGUCGGCCUACCCGCAAGCUGCGCGUAUUUUAAACUCUUACGUCCGCCAAGGCGUGUGCUCAACGAAAUGUUC
Megalopta genalis is the source of this 3351-nucleotide messenger RNA. NCBI's taxonomy places the organism in Eukaryota, Metazoa, Arthropoda, Insecta, Hymenoptera, Halictidae. The record is from RefSeq and is a predicted model, not a curated record.